Molecule: messenger RNA, 7683 nt
Organism: Caenorhabditis bovis
Lineage: Eukaryota; Metazoa; Nematoda; Chromadorea; Rhabditida; Rhabditidae
Source: the annotation of a GenBank genome assembly
AUGACAAGUACGACCUGCAUGGAUAACUUGAUAGACCUCGAGGAUCCUUACGAAUCAUCCAUCACCCAGAUAUUGCACGAGCGUUUCAAAAAUCGUCUGAACUAUACGAAAGCUAGCGAUGUUUUGGUAUUUUGCAACAAUUUUUUGCAGCCGGAAAAGACUGGAAAUGAGAAAACGGACGAACAUAUACCAUCGGAGAAGAAGAUAAGUAUUACGGGACUUGCGGAAACCGCACUUUCGAAAAUCAAUGAUCAGUCGGCAGCAAUUGUUUUUGGAGGUGAAUCUGGUUCUGGAAAAUCGUUCAAUGUUUUUGAAGCUUUCAAGUUUUUCGUUUCGCAAAGGAACUCAAAAUUAUCACUGAAACAGAUGGAAGCUAUACAAACUGUUCUAAGAAGCUUCGGAUGCGCGAAAACAUUGAAAAAUAACGAAGCUACAAAAUACGGAUGCUCCUUUGAUCUUCUCUAUCAGAAAAAUCAGCUUUCCGGAUUAAAUUUGAAGUAUACGGUGCCAUUGGAAGUCAGUCGAGUAAUUUCCCAGAAGCCUGGAGAGAGAAACUUCAACAUUUUCUAUGAAAUCUACCAUGGUCUCAAUGAUGAAGCCAAAUCAAGUUUCGGCAUUAAGGAGCUUCAGAAGUUUUUCUAUAUGAAUCAAGGCAUAUCUGCGGACAAUAUUCAAGCAGAUGAAGACCAUUUUGACGAUGUUGAUAAUGCGUUGGCACUUUUGGGAUUCUCCGAAGAUCAUCGAUUGAACAUUUACCGCAUCGUGUCCUGCAUUCUUCACAUCGGAAAUAUUUACUUCAAGACUAGAAGAAGUUUGAAAAGUGAGAUUGAAACAGUUGAACUGGGCAACUCCUCCGAAGUCAAGUGGAUCGCUUUCUUGCUUGAAAUUGAUUAUGAGCUUCUUGUGGAAGCAUUACUUCAAAGAAAACCAAAUUCGCCAAAUAUUUCAAUGGAUACGGCGCUCGACAAUCGUGAUGGUCUUGCAAUGCUUCUUUAUGAAGAAUUGUUCAAAUGGAUUUUGACGCGUAUCAAUGUUCAUUUCAAAUGUCCAACGCAUACCGCCGUAAUCUCCAUUUUGGACCAAUAUGGGUUUGAGAAGUAUAACAACAAUGGACUUGAGGAAUUUCUCAUUAAUAGUGUCAAUGAAAGAAUUGAAAACUUGUUUGUCAAGCAUGUUUUCCACGAUCAACUUGUUGACUAUUUGAAAGAUGGCAUUAAUAUAGAUUACAAGGUUCCUUCAAACAUUGAAAAUGGUAAAGUUGUGGAGCUGCUUUACAAGAAGCCAUAUGGACUUCUACCCUUGUUGACUGAUGAGUGCAAAUUUCCGAAGGGAUCAAUUGAAUCUUAUCUGGAACAUUGCAAUCUCAAUCAUUUGGACAAAAGCUCAUACGGAAAGGCUCGCAACAAGGAGCGACUAGAAUUUGCUGUGAGGCAUUGCAUAGGUUCUACGUGGUAUUCUGUCAACGACUUCUUUCGAAAGAAUAGGAGAAAUGUUCCUGGAACUCUUGUCAAGCAAUUGUCUGAAAGUCGCAACGCGGUUAUUUCCCUAUUGUUCCGAUCAUUGGAAAUUCGCGAUGGAGCUGACUAUUUUGCUUCGCAAGUUCAAUUAGUGAUAAAAGGAGUUCAAGAUAUUGUGGAAAAAAUUAAUUCAAGCAAAACCUAUUUUGUUCGUUGCAUUCGGAGUAACAAUGAGAGGACACCAAUGAAAUUUGAUAUCCCCAUGAUCAAUCGACAAGUCAAAAAUUUGUUGCUACCGGAAUUAUUGAAAUUCAGAAAUAUUGGAUUUCCAGUGAAAAUGACAAAAACACAGUUUGCUCAGAAGUACCGAUGUCUUUUGCCUGGCGAUAUAGCAAUGUGCCAAAAUGAGAAAGAAAUUAUCCAGGAUAUUCUUCAAGGUCAAGGCGUCAAAUAUCAAGCCGACUUCAGAAUUGGCAACAAUAAUGUAUUCCUCCGCGAGAAGCUUGCCGAUCGCUACGAAUUACAGCAGUUUAACAUAUCUCGAGAUGCGGCGAUAAUGAUUCAAAAACACCUACGCGCUUUUAUUGAGAGCAGAAAGUUUGCGAGAAAGAAGAAAGCCAUUAUUAAACUUCAGGCAGGACUCAGGGGUUGGAGAGCAAGGCGUGAUUACAUCAUUCAAAGGGAGGAGAUGUUCAAAGAACUCGGCAGAACUACAAAAAGGAACAAACGACUUGCUGCUUACCAUCAAGUGUUGGAGGGAGGGUUGCUUCCAGAUACAAAUUCCACAUUGGUUGGUUAUAUCGACAUUGAUGAGAAUGCCAGAAAAUUGCUGAAUCGCCCAAAAUCAGAUUCGGAAUAUGAUAUUACUCAUGUGGUCACGAAUUACUUGUCAAUUCCCACAAAACAAUAUUUGCCACAUAUGAAAAGCAUGACACUGACUGAAUUCGCCGAUGAGAAUUUCAAGGGACAUUUACUAGAACCUCGCCGAGAGCCGAUAAUGACUCCAUUUCUCCAUAAAGAGUCCGACCUUGACUUCCGCCUCUCGGUUGAAAUCUUCAAACUCGUUUUAAAAUAUAUGAACGAUCGCAAAUUGACAAAGUCUCAGCGAAAUGACCUUGGCAGAUACAUUGUCCAGCAGGGCAUCACAAAUCCAUGUCAAAGGGAUGAGAUUAUCAUACAAGUUUUGAAUCAGAUCAAUAAGAAUAGCGAUAAGGUGGCAGUUGAAUUGGGUUGGAAAUUGAUUCAUAUGGCGAUAUCAGUCUAUCCACCGACUGAGAAUAUCAUUCCUCUGCUCAUUGGUGUGUUCAAUGACCAGCCAAACCCAUUGAAAGAACAAUUGUUUUCAACACUUCAGCGACGAUUAAAGAUCUAUGAUAGCGAGAUAUCUAGAGAACUUCCUCCUUCCAAUCUUGAACUUCUCACAACCCCUGCCGCUCAUAAUACUGUUGCGGAAGUGAGAUGCUAUGAUGGUAUUGAGUACGAUGUGCACUUGAACCCAUGGAUAACAGCCAAUGAGAUCGCGGAAAGAAUUUUAAAGCAACGAGAAGUUGGAACAGCUCUCGGAUGGAGUGUUGAAGUUGAGACACCUUCAAGAGUAUUUGCUCCAGCAGGAACUCAAUUUAUUCAUGACGUGUUUGCGGAAGUGGAUGGAGUUGAAUCUGACGAUAACAAAUCGAAAUUCUUCAAUUUUCCACCAGAGAAAUUGGUGAAACCGAUAAAGACUGAUGAAAAACCAAAAACUCCUGAAAUAACGGAAGAAAUUGUGAUGGAAACGGCUCGUGAAUCAACACCUAAAAGUGCUCGCGACUAUCCACCGCCAGAAGAAUGGAUUAGAUCAAAAAGCAGAAACACUCCUGAGCGAUUUGCCAGCCCGAAAGUUGUUCCGGAACAACGCGCAACGGAUACACCUGCAUCAUCAGAUGAAUCGCUGGAAAGAGAAUAUAACGAACAUGCUGAAUAUUCGUACACACUUCCAAAGACAUUAAGACGAGAAAAAAAGAGUCCUAGUGCAAAUCAAAAACGCGAUCAUUCAUUUGAACUGGAUAAUGCACAAAAUUGCGUGACAUCUCCCGUUCUUCCACGUAAAACAUAUUCAAGAAGCGAAAACGAAGAUUAUAAACCAAUUAAUUUUGCGCCACCACCAACAUUCAACUAUCAUGCGCAAAUGCCAAUGAUGCAGUACGUUCCCGUGAUGAUGACGACACAACCAAUGAUGGGUGGCCAACCUAUGGCAAUGAUGACACAGCCAGUAAUGAUGCAGCCCCAUUUCUCGUAUACUCCUCAAUAUCCCCAAGUCCCACAAUAUAGUGCUCCAGAACCCAAUCUGGAAAUGAUGUCUCCACAAAGUGUUCGAUCAUAUGGAGUGCCAUAUUCAAGAAACGAUGGAUACGAAGAAGAUCAUAACUAUGGAAGACAGCCUGAACCAUAUCAGCAAGACAAUCACAAUCAUUACCGUAAUCGAUUCCGGAAAGGUGAAGUGCCGAGUCAAUACUCAACAAUUCGCAAUAUGCCGGUUCCGGAAAACGCUGAACAUGUCGAUCAGUUCUUAGACGCAGUAUUCGAUCAAGUUCUCUCGAAAGAUGAACACCGCAAUGCUGAAAUUGACGCUCGCCAAAUUGCCGGCACUAUCAAGGGCGGUCGUAACGGUCCCGCUGUCGCCGCGUACCCAAACGCAACACUUCGCCGAAAUGAAUCUCCAAUGAGACAUCGCGCACAAAGUCUACCGCGAUACAUGUCUCCGACAUAUGAUUUAUAUGAUCGACGGCAACCGCUCUCACCGGACUUCUCUAGUGAUCAGUCGACAUCAUCCGAUGAUCAUAUGGCAGCACAAAGGGGUAGAAGUUGGGAUCGACAAGGAUAUCGGCAGGAAAGUUUAAAUCACUAUGAUAAUCAGCGACCAGUUUACAUGAUGCCGGUACAAAUGAACGAAAAUGGAGAAAUGGUGAUUUUAAGCCCGAUUCCAGGAGAAUAUGAAACACAAUCUCGCACAAUGUCUCGAGGAAGAGAUUCAAAAACACUGUAUUAUAACAUACGUCAGCCGCGUGGAGUUGAGAAGUACAUGGCCAGACGUUCUCCUUCAGUUGAUGGGUACACGAUGAAGCCACCACUUAUUAGGCGAACUCCAGAUGGCGUCGAACGAAUUGCAAUGCCCCAACUAUACGCACCUCAACAAACACCAAACGGCCGAAGAAAUCGCCAAGACAAUAUUCGCACGCUUUCCAGAAGUGAUUCAAAGUCUCGUGAAAGAAUUGAAGCACCCAUGAUGACAAGACAGAUUCCACCAAGAAUUGAGCAGCACUACCCUCACCAAAAUGGCACGAGACUUCGAUCACCAUCUGCUGAUGAAAGAAGAGUAAAUGGAUUGAACCGAAUUCCCGUGGAAGCUUAUACGGAGCCUGCUGUUAAGAGUACCGUGAAUAAUGGAGAGCAAUUCAAUCCUCAUCGGUUCAAUGUUCGCGAAGAAAGAGCAAUUGCUAUGGCCGAGAAGGAAAAAUCGAAAGAAGCGCUGGAAAAACUGAACGUGAUGCUCAAGCGGCUCCCACCGCCAGUGGAUAAUGUUCGAAUAGUUCGUAAUACUAACCAUCUGGCUGUUCAACGGCCGAUCUCACCUCCAACACCUGAACCAGUAGUCAUUCAUCAACCACCCCCACCACCGCUUCAACCACAGCCGGUUCAACAAUUUCAAGAGAAAUGGGUGAUACGUGAUAUGGUCGAAAGAGAUCCCGCAACUCAAGAACGUGUUCGCGGAACAACUAUCAAAGACGCGUUGACACCACUUAUCAAACGGAAAACUGCCGAAAAACCAGCUGUAAAAUAUGUCAAGCCGCCAUGGAAACUCACUAUUCGUAAAGAGAUGUUUUACCCGGGCGAAACUGUCAACGACAUUCAAGUCAUUGAUCAAGUGUUUGCCCAAAUUGUUGAAGACUGCAAAAAAUCGUACCCAUACCGAAUUCGCCUUCAAGACAGACAACAAGUCGAGGAAAUCCUGCGAGCCAAUCAUGUACCUCCAAGUGACCUUCAACAACAAACCAACAUCCAUCCUGAUAUUAAAAUGAAAGUCAUUGAUACUGCUCGUUUGUGGCCGUUGUACUUUAAUCAAAUAUACGAAGUCAUUGAACUUCGUCCGGAUGAGUCAGUAGGGUUGCUUUUAUCGAUUUCUGAGCAUGGAAUCCGGUUACUGCUGCACACGCCACAUAAUAUUGAAAAUCCUUUGACCAUUCAUGAUCAUUUCCCAUUCGAGACAAUUGUUGAUGUGUCAUUGGAAGCCAAUGACAUUUUAACGAUCCACACAAAACCUGAGAAUGAUGUUCAUUCCCAUUACACUUUACGAUUGAAGACCCGUCAAGCUGCACAGAUCAAGUCGACACUUGAAAAAUGCAUUAGUGGCGGAGCCGUUCCGAAAAGACAGCUGGCUAGAGCAUUGGAGGAUUACGUGACGAAUGAGCCAAAUCAUCUUUCUUUCAAUAAGGGGGAUCUUAUUGAAAUUUUGGCAGCACCUGAUGGUGAAAUUCCACCAGUAGGGGAUUGGCUGUAUGGAAAGAUUGGAAAUCGCUUCGGCUAUCUUUUGAGACAAUACAUUGAGUCGAACAGUAAUGAAACGAUCCCACCACUUCGAUUUGAUUCGAAUUUUGACAGGGAUGAGAAUGUUCAAUUGUUUGAGGAUGAGGUACCGUUUAGCAGUGAAAGAUAUACAAUGCUUGAUUUCGCAACCAAGUAUUUCAGAGAGCCAAAGGAAAGAAAAAGAAAUGAGGAUUGGACUUGGGGUGAUAUUGCACAAUCCAUUAAAUUCAGUAGCCGACCUAUUACACAAUCACUGCUAAAAGAUUUGAGCGCAGAAGAUAAUAAACACGCCGUGGAGAUUUUCAGUUGUAUCAUGAGAUUUAUGGGAGAUGAACAACUGAAGAAGAGCGAGUCGAUUACCGACGUUGUCUUCAAAAUUCUCCUGAUUUGUCACAAACAUCCACUAUUGCGUGACGAAGUUUAUUGUCAGCUUAUCAAACAAACUACAAGCAACACUUCAUUACACGCGGACAGUGUUCUUCGAGGAUGGCGUCUAUUACUCAUCGUCACUUCGUACUUCCCAUCAAGUCUUACUUUGAAGCCAUAUCUUCUUCAAUAUCUUUCUGAGAACGCUGAAGAUUUGCAACGACCAAACCAUGGAAUUGCAAAAAUGUGCUUGACAAAUAUUCUUCAAACGUUCAAAUAUGGUGGUAGGAAAGUCCUGCUUAACGCACUCGAAGUUCAAAACGUUACGGAUGGACAUCUUAUCCGCAAACAAAAAUUCUUCAUCACUAAAGAAAAUUCGGUGGCCCUGAACCUUCGGCCAAUCACAGUUGCUGAAGAAGUUAUUCAAGAACUUUGCCUGAUGUUAAACGUUAGAAGCCUACCCGAACAACAAGAAUUCUCUCUUUGCUAUAGUUCUGGAAAAGAGAAGAGAUUACAGUACUGUAAGAAUGAUGAUUAUAUUCUUGACAUUAUCACUGACAUGGAGCAUAAGAAGCUACCAUAUCAAUUCUUCUUCAGACGAACUGUUUGGGUUCAUCCUCUUCGUUUCGACAACACUGCUUACAUUGAUUCCAUUUUUGAUCAUGUUAUUGAUGAUUAUCUACGUGGUUCUAUGGUAUCAACGAAUGCGCAUUCUCAAUUGACCGCUGCAACUACUGAGGAGAUAAUUAGGCUUGGCGCGUUGUUGUUCCGGUUAUUACCGGAUCAAUCAAAAGGAGUCACCACAAAGAACUUGCCAUUUUUGGUUCCGAAAACUUUUAUUGAUCCAAAACAUCGAAUCCAAGAAGAGACCGUUGCGAGAAUAACUAGAGAAGUUAGACUAAUGGAUCCAAGAAUGCCGGUUCUUGACAUCAAGGCGCAGUUCUUAAGCCUUCUUUCAACGUGGCCCUUAUUUGGCGUUUCUCAUUACAAGCUCAAAUCUGCCGUAGAAGAAGGCAAUCGGAUACCUGAGGUUGUUCUUUCCAUUGGCAAAACCGGCGUUCAUUUGCUCCAACCGAAAUCACAAGAAAUAUACAAAGAAUUCAGAUAUGACCAGAUUCUGUCUGUGGAAAGCGUUAAGAAAUCCAAUUUCAAAUUCGUCCGUUUGGUAAGCGGACACAUCGGAAAAGAAAAAACACUGGAAUUCAAGACGGAUGAUGCUGACGAGAUUGCUCAUUUAAUCGGCCAAUAUAUUUAUGUGGUGAACGAACAAAGAAGUAGUAGAACUUCAACGGAACUUUAA